AUGGCAACAUCAAAUGCAAAUCAAGGAAUUGGCAUAAUUAAUGCAAAUGUUGGAACUAAAGAAAAUAAGCCCGAAUGGUUAUUAUAUUCUCAAGAUAGUUAUGAAUUUAAUAUAGAUGAAAAAUUAAAAAAAAAAUUUAUAAUAGAUACUGAAAAAUAUAAAAAAAGAAUAAGUUCUUAUAAUAAGAGUGGUAUUAGAAAUACUGUAAUAGCCAUUUUAUUAUGUCAUCGACAUGAAUAUCCUCAUUUAUUAUUAUUACAAAAUUUAUUGACUCAAGAAUAUUAUUUUUUAGGAGGCAAAUAUAAUUCAUGGGAAAAACCAAGAGAUGUUUUAAAAAAAAAAUUACAAAAAUAUAUUAAUAAAAUUCAAGAUAUACAUUUUUCUGUUAAUAAAUUAAAUAUAAAUGAUCAUACUGGAAAUAUAAAAAAUAAAGAUGAAAUGUUUGAUAUAGGAGAAUUCUUAGGAGAAUGGUGGAGAACACAAUAUGAUUCUAUAUAUUUAUCUUAUUUGCCUGCUCAUAUAACACGUCCUAAAGAAUGUGCAAGAUUAUAUCAAGUUACUAUUUCCGAUAAAUGUAUAUUUCAUCUUCCCCCUGGUUUUACUUUAAAAGCAAUACCAUUAUUUGAUUUAAACAAUUGUGGAAUUGCAAUUAGUGGCUUAUCUAGCAUAUUAUCACGUUUUAAAUUAUCUUUCAUGGUUCAAGAUCAAAAUGACAAUCUUUCUUAA
Messenger RNA from Plasmodium yoelii, 726 nucleotides. RefSeq names its product cleavage and polyadenylation specificity factor subunit 5, putative. NCBI's taxonomy places the organism in Eukaryota, Apicomplexa, Aconoidasida, Haemosporida, Plasmodiidae. The record is from RefSeq and is a predicted model, not a curated record. The transcript has a single exon. Gene Ontology annotation, molecular function: mRNA binding. Gene Ontology annotation, cellular component: mRNA cleavage factor complex. The coding region runs from base 1 to 726 and encodes 241 amino acids.